This is a messenger RNA of Vidua macroura (Pin-tailed whydah), 2308 nucleotides long. It is a transcript of the gene VTCN1, whose product is annotated as V-set domain containing T cell activation inhibitor 1. The transcript is spliced from 4 exons. The record is from RefSeq and is a predicted model, not a curated record. Bases 1 to 873 code for a protein of 290 amino acids. NCBI's taxonomy places the organism in Eukaryota, Metazoa, Chordata, Aves, Passeriformes, Viduidae.
AUGGGCUGUGAAGGAGGUGGGCUCUGCACUAAUGCUGUCCUUUCCUUUUUCCCCAAUAGCAUGACUACAGUCAUUGUCAUCCUGGCUGCAGUGAUUGCCCUGAUCAUUGGUUUUGGUGUCUCAGGAAAGCACUCCAUCAGUGUGACGGCGCUGACGUCUCCAGGGAACAUUGGCCAGCGCAGUGUCCUGGGCUGCUCUUUCGAGCCCGACAUCCAGAUGGACAGCAUAGCAAUCCAGUGGGCCAAGAAGGGGGUAGCUGGGCUGGUUCACGAGUUUAAGGGUGGGAAGGACCACCUGCAAGAGCAAGAUCCAUCAUUUCAGGGCCGCACGGCCGUGUUUGCGGACCAAGUGAUUGGCGGGAAUGCUUCCCUGGAGCUGAGGGAUGUGCAGCUCUCUGAUGCUGGCACCUACCAGUGCUCUGUCACCACAGCCAGAGGAAGUGGAGCAGCAGUGCUGCAGUACAGGACAGGAGCCUUCAGCAUCCCCGUGGUACAGGUGGAGAACAGCAGCCAUGGGGACAUGCUGCAGUGUGAAGCCCCACGCUGGUUCCCUCGCCCUGCCAUGCACUGGACGGCCUACAGUGACACUGGGGAGCACCUGCCCCACACUGCCAACACCAGCUACAAGCUGAACCCCGAAAACAUCACUGUGAAGGUGGUUUCCCUCCUGCACAACAUCACUGCCAAUGCCACCUACGCCUGCGUGAUUGAAAACAGUAUUGCCAAGGCUAUGGUCAACAUCAAAGUGACAGAUUUCAGCACUACAAAGGUGACCAACUUGCAGCUGGUGAACGUGAAUGCAGAGUCAGUGUCAUCCUCCUUUCCAGCCUGUCACUGGAUGCUUCUGCUUCCCUUGUACCUGCUGUCAAUAUAAAGCCUCUAUAAAGCAUUUGGAAACUCUGCUGGACCUGCAGGUAAGCUUGGAAAGAGAAACUCAUAUACAUACAAUAUAUGGAGGUCCUCUUAGGGAGUUUGGCUACAGCAGCAGACCUAUCUCAAGCCUGCCAAAAUGGGUGUGUGUGUGUCUUUCCCUUCUUCUCAUUCUUUCCCCAUCCCCUCCUUUAGGUGGGACACGUGGCUUGUUCCUCUCACAGGCUUCUCCCAUCACUUUCUGCAACCACAGGCAUCCUUCUCUUGCACCAUCAACUGUCAGCUCUUAGUUGUCCCCUCAUCUUCUUUCCUGUGCACCCUCUGGACCUGGGCUGCAGUUCAUGGCUGCAAGGCAGCACAGGCUUUUUCUUCUCCCUCCCUGCUCACAAGACCUGUUACAGUACAAGCCUUGCUUACUCCCACUUUACUCACAACUCCACAGUACAGUGUGGUGUCUCCAGUAAAUACUGUAGACACUUUGAAUAUGGCUAGAGGGAGCUGCCAGCCUGACCAAUUCCCUGCAGACCUGGAAUAAGGAGGGCUUACACAGCCAAAGCACAGGACAGCUGCCUUUAGUAUUUGUUGGUUUUGGCUUUGGGUGGUAGGACCUGGAGGUGAACUGGUGAAAGGGCGAGCUAAAGUAUAUCAACUAAAAGGAACAUGUCUGUCUUCCCACACAGAACAGGUAUUACAGCUACAUCGAUGGCAGGACUCACUUCAGGCUUUCCUCCCUAUGGGGCUGAGGGCUUUAGGAGUUCCUGCUGGUUCCAGAGUACCCUGUAGUACAAACAUGAAAUUAGCUGAUUUUUCCUGUGUUAUUAUUUCUUACCCACACUAACAACAGGAUACUUUGUUUAGCUUCACAAAGAGAACAAGGAAUGUGAUAAGGAGAAUUGCAUAAAGGAAAAGUUCUGAUUGUAGGACAAGAUAUGUUCCCUUGUCUGAGCUAACACAGUGACCAGAACUCUGAUCAUGGGCAGGAGUUCAGACACAAACAGGAAAAGGGUUUCCCGCAAUACAGCUGAGAAGAGCUCCUUCAGAGUACUAAAAGCAAGCAAAUCUUAACUCCUCCCAAACAGAUUUGUUUCACCCAUCUCGUCUUGUGAUUCUCUGACUGUACUAAUAAAACUGUAAAUAAGAGAGGCAGUUAAUCUCCUUCAUCUUGUUAGAAUGCUAAAAUGAAACUCACCUGCUGAAAAAGAUGUGAGUGGCAGAACAGCAAUAGGUUGGAAAACUGCCAGCAGGCUUGGAAUAUCCUGGCAAAGACAAACCACAUCUAAAGUCCUGUAUGAGGAGUGAUGAUUGCAGUUGUAAUGCAAAAUAAGAGAGGAACAGAUAAGCAGACAGCAGACAGAAAACUAACAUACAGCAUGAGGAGGAAAAGGAGAGUAGUAAGAUACUACUGGAAGCUUCAAAUUCAGAAGCAAAGUUAUUAAACC